UUAAUGUCGUGUACCAGAAGCUAGAGAAAAACCAAAGCACAAGUUUUCAACUAUUUGUGCAUCUAGAGAGAAGCAGAAAAGUUGUGUCUCUUUGCAAAUCCUGAAGACUUACAAAUCUUUUCGUGUUUGCUUUUCUUUAGGUUCUUAACUCUGAACAAGGUUUUGAUUGAUAUAAGAGGUCCUAAGAUGGCAAAUGGUGCAGCGGCAUGGGCAGAAAGGGCUACAGAUGAUAUGUUGACUGGUCCAGACUGGGAUAGUAACAUUGAACUCUGUGAUAUUAUCAACAUGAAUCCUAGCCAAGCAAAAGAAGCAGUGAUGGUGCUGAAGAAGCAGUUAGGAAGUGAUAAUCCUAAAGUUCAAAUUCUUGCACUUUAUGCGUUGGAGUCUUUAAGUAAGAAUUGUGGGGAGAACGUGUACAACCUCAUCGUUGACUGUGAUAUUUUGAUUGAUAUGGUCAAAAUAGUGAAGGAAAAGCAUGAUCUAAACGUGAGGGAAAAGAUACUAAGUUUGGUAGACAUAUGGCAAGAAGCUUUUGGUGGUCAAUACCCACAAUACUACAAUGCGUAUAAUGAACUUCGGUGUGCUGGAAUUGAGUUUCCACCUCGAACGCAAAGUAGUUCAGGACCACGGUUCUUUACUCGGCCUCAGACUCAGCCCGUUCCAUCAGAUGAAGAUGCUGCUAUUCAGGCGGUGCUGCUAGGAGAGGAUGCUUAUCGCCUCAGCAAGGAAGAUAUUCAAAGUGCUGUGGGACUAGUCGAUGUUUUGAUGGACAUGCUUGGAGCACUUGAUCACGGGAACCCCGAGGGUUUGAAAGAAGAACUCAUAGUUGACUUAGUGGAGCAGUGUCGUACUUAUCAAAGACGUGUGAUGACUCUUGUGAACACUACAACAGACGAGGAACUACUGUGCCAGGGAUUGGCAUUGAACGAUAACUUGCAGCUUGUUCUUCAGCAUUACUAUGAUAUGGGCUCUGUUCCUUCAAAUGGAUUCAGCGUCAUGACAACUCCUCCAGUUCAGCUAGUCAACAACAAUCUUGAUGAUGACAGUGACGAAUCAAAAGUUGAUUUUUCUCAGCUAACUCACAGAGAGUUGACCUCGAUGCUUCCUCCUCCUCCACCACCACCUACAGUGUUACCAGUACAUGGCACUGCCACUGAUUCAAGUAUGGUGGAUGAUGUCUAUAAACCUCAAGGCUCCUCACAAGGAGUAAAUCCUCCUCAAAAUGAUUGAAACUCGACAUUUCUUACGUAUGUUUGGUUUCAUGGGAAAUAUUCAUUCUUUCUUGAGGAUUGUUCUCUGUGGUACGAAUUGAACAUGCUGUGUCAAUGAUCUACCACCCAUUACUAUGCACUAUCUCAACUACUUCUCACCCAUACUUUAAUAACUAUCACCUUGGUACGAGUUGAACAUGUUGUGUCGAUGAUCUACAACCCAUCACCCAUUGUUCUCACCCAUUGUUCUCA
Molecule: messenger RNA, 1463 nt
Organism: Eruca vesicaria subsp. sativa (arugula)
Lineage: Eukaryota; Viridiplantae; Streptophyta; Magnoliopsida; Brassicales; Brassicaceae
Source: the annotation of a GenBank genome assembly